Indicator indicator is the source of this 3684-nucleotide messenger RNA. It is a transcript of the gene PHKA1, whose product is annotated as phosphorylase kinase regulatory subunit alpha 1. The transcript is spliced from 32 exons. The record is from RefSeq and is a predicted model, not a curated record. Bases 1 to 3684 code for a protein of 1227 amino acids. Gene Ontology annotation, molecular function: calmodulin binding. Gene Ontology annotation, biological process: glycogen metabolic process. NCBI's taxonomy places the organism in Eukaryota, Metazoa, Chordata, Aves, Piciformes, Indicatoridae. Gene Ontology annotation, cellular component: phosphorylase kinase complex.
AUGCGCAGCCGGAGCAACUCGGGCGUGCUGUUGGACGGCUACGCGCGCUUGGUGCAGCAGACCAUCCUCCGGCAUCAGGACGCGGUAACAGGUCUGCUCCCCGCCAGCGCCGACCACCGGGAUGCCUGGGUCCGGGACAACGUCUACAGCAUCCUGGCUGUUUGGGGGCUGGGUCUGGCCUACCGCAAGAAUGCCGACCGCGACGAGGAUAAGGCCAAGGCUUACGAGCUGGAGCAGAGUGUGGUGAAGCUGAUGCGGGGGUUGCUCCAGUGCAUGAUGAGACAGGUGGACAAGGUGGAGGCAUUCAAGUACAGCCAGAGCACCAGGGACUGCCUGCAUGCCAAGUACAACACCCACACCUGUGCCACUGUGGUGGGGGAUGAUGAGUGGGGUCACCUACAGUUGGAUGCCACCUCCCUCUAUCUACUCAUGCUGGCACAAAUGACGGCCUCAGGCCUCCACAUAAUUCACAGCCUGGAUGAAGUCAACUUUAUCCAGAACCUUGUGUUUUACAUUGAAACAGCCUACAAAACUGCGGACUUUGGAAUAUGGGAGCGUGGGGACAAGACGAACCAGGGCAUCACCGAGUUGAAUGCUAGCUCUAUUGGCAUGGCCAAGGCUGCCCUGGAGGCACUGGAUGAGCUGGAUCUCUUUGGGGCAAAGGGAGGCCCACAGUCAGUGAUACGGGUGCUGUCAGACGAGGUCCAGCACUGCCAGUCCAUCCUCCACUCAAUGUUGCCCAGGGCCUCUACAUCCAAGGAGGUGGAUGCCAGUGUGCUGUCUGUCAUCUCCUACCCAGCGUUUGCUGUGGAGGACAGCGAGCUGGUGGAAAUCACCAAGCAAGAGAUCAUCACAAAGCUACAGGGGCGCUAUGGCUGCUGCCGCUUCCUCAGGGAUGGAUACAGGACCCCCAAAGAGGACCCCAACCGCCUCUACUAUGAGCCUGCUGAGCUUAAGCUGUUUGAGAACAUCGAGUGUGAGUGGCCUCUCUUCUGGGCAUACUUGAUCAUUGAUGGGAUUUUCAGUGGAAACAUGGAGCAGGUGGAGGAGUACCGGGAAGCCCUUGAGGGGAUUCUCAUCAAGGAGAAGAAUGGGGUGUGCCUGGUGCCAGAGCUGUACUCUGUCCCACCAGAUAAGGUGGAUGAGGAGUACAGAAACCCCCACACUGUGGAUAGAAUACCCAUGGGCAAGCUGCCACUCAUGUGGGGGCAGUCCCUCUACAUCCUGGGCUGCCUGCUGGCUGAGGGGUUUCUUGCUCCUGGUGAAAUAGAUCCACUCAACCGCCGGUUUGCAACUGUCCCCAAGCCUGAUGUGGUGGUCCAAGUGUGCAUCCUGGCAGAGACAGAGGAGAUCAAGGCUGUCCUGCUGAAGGAGGGCAUUGACGUGGAGACUGUGGCAGAUGUCUACCCCAUCAGAGUGCAGCCAGCUCGCAUCCUCAGCCACAUCUAUGCCCGGCUGGGCCGCAACAACCAGAUGCGCCUGACGGGACGGCCCUACCGGCACAUGGGUGUCCUUGGGACCUCCAAGCUCUAUGACAUCAGGAAGAACAUCUUUACCUUUACCCCACAGUUCAUAGACCAGCAGCAGUUCUACCUGGCUCUGGACAACAACAUGAUUGUAGAGAUGCUGAGGACAGACCUCUCAUACCUCUGCAGCCGCUGGAGGAUGACCGGGAGACCGACCAUCACCUUCCCCAUCUCCCACACCAUGCUUGAUGAAAGCGGCACCAGCGUGCACCCCACGGUGCUGGGGAUGCUGCGGAAGCUGCAGGAUGGCUAUUUCGGUGGUGCAAGGAUCCAGACGGGUAAGUUGUCGGAGUUCCUGACAACGUCAUGCCGAACGCACCUCAGCUUUAUGGACCCUGGGCCAGAGGGUAAGGUCUUUGCCGAGAGUUACGAGCUCAGCAUUGACAGCUUUCAGGAGCUAGACGCCGAGGAGUGGCUGCAUGGGUAUUCCUCCAGCUCAUCUGUCAGGUGCUGGCAUGAGGUUGCUCAGUACUUGGACCACCUGCUGCAGCACACAGUUCCCCAUUCAAACCUCCCUCCCACUGCCCAGCAGGGAGGGCUGGGCCGCUUCCGGGCUGCCGUCCACACCACCCGUGACCUCAUGUUCCUGGCGUCCAAGGCCAAGGACCUUCAUGUCCAGAAUGUUGGGAUGUAUGUCCCCAGCAAGAUCUUCCAGGCAUCCCAGCAGUCAGUCAAGUUGCUGAGUUCACCUGACCCGCAUGAUGCAGAUGGCAAGGGCCACACACCCUAUGCAGAGAUGAACCUGCCCCGUAAUGAGGAUGGCAACGUGGACUGCAAGGCACUGGUGGACCAGCUGCGCAUCUGUCCCACGCUGCAGGAGCAAGCAGACAUCCUCUACUUACUCCACAUCCUCAAGGGGCCUGAGUGGCACACAGGGCUUGAUAGUGACCCUGGCCCCACCAUCAAGGAGCUCCUCACUGAGCUGUAUGUGCGGGUGGGGGACACAUGCCAAUGGGCCCUGAUCCGCUACAUCUCUGGCAUCCUCAAGAAGAAGGUGGAAGCUCUGGAUGAGGCCUGCACCGACCUCCUGUCUCACCAGAAGCACUUGACGGUGGGGCUGCCCCCAGAGCCACGCGAGAAAACUAUCUCCACCCCAAUCCCCUACGAGGAGCUCGUUCGCCUCAUUGAUGAAGCCAGCGAGAAGAACCUCAGUGUUUCUAUCCUCACCCAGGAGAUCAUGGUGUACUUGGCCAUGUACAUGCGCACCCAGCCUGCACUCUUUGCUGAGAUGUUCCGCAUCCGCAUCGGCCUCAUCAUCCAGGUGAUGGCAACGGAGCUGGCACACUCCUUGCACUGCUCGGCUAGAGAAGCCACUGAGUACCUGAUGAAUCUCAGCCCAUCAGACAUGAAGAGUCUUCUCUACCACAUCCUCUCCGGCAAGGAGUUUGGGGUGGAAAAGAGUGUGCAAUCGGUCAACUCGUCGCUCACCACUGCUGUUUCCAUCUGUGAGUUGGAGGCUGCUGGGGCCACCAAGUCUGAGCGUGUUGGCCUCGUCCGGCUGAAAAGCGAGAUCAGACAGGUGAGGGCAGUCUCUCUGGUCCUUGUUUUGUCUGCCCAGUCUGCUGGACACUCGGAGCUGCUGGGCAAGGGUUCCCUUUCAAACAUUCUGGAAGAGCAGAGUAGUAAGGACAGUCGCCAGGGCCAGUGGCAGCGGAGACGGCGGCUGGAUGGGGCCCUCAACCGUGUCCCUGUAGGCUUCUACCAGAAGGUCUGGAAGGUCUUGCAGAAGUGCCAUGGCCUCUCUGUGGAGGGCUUUGUUCUCCCCUCUUCAACAACCAGAGAGAUGACCCCAGGGGAAAUGAAGUUUGCUGUGCAUGUGGAGUCAGUCCUCAACCGUGUACCCCAACCAGAGUACAGGCAGUUGCUGGUAGAGGCUAUCUUAGUGCUCACCAUGCUUGUGGACAUGGAGGUGCACACCAUUGGCAGCAUUAUAGUUGUGGAAAAGAUCCUGCACAUGGCCAACAACCUCUUCUAUGAGGAGCAGAAGGCCCUCGGUGCUGACGAGCACAUGCUGGAGAGGGAUCCCGCGACGGGGAUCUGCUGCCUGCUGUACGACAGCGCCCCCAGCGGCCGGUUCGGCACCCUGACCUACCUGUCCAAGUCGGUGGCCAUGUACGUGUACGACUUCCUGCCCGCCGACAACUGCUCCAUGCAGUAG